This is a messenger RNA of Solanum pennellii, 741 nucleotides long. RefSeq names its product CASP-like protein 4D1. Lineage: Eukaryota; Viridiplantae; Streptophyta; Magnoliopsida; Solanales; Solanaceae. The record is from RefSeq and is a predicted model, not a curated record. Bases 60 to 491 code for a protein of 143 amino acids. The transcript is spliced from 3 exons.
ACAAGUAAAUCAUAUAUAUAAAACAACUUAUUUUUGAUAUUAAUUAACCAUUAUCACCUAUGGAGAUUACACCAUUGCUUAAGUUAAUUGUAAGAGUUCUCACAUUUGUUUUCCUACUAGUAUAUCUCAUCGUCAUUGCGAUUACCCAAAAUAUAAAUCGAAUUUUAACUUAUCGUUAUAUGCUCUUUACAAUUGUGAUUGGAUUUGUUCACACACUUCUACAAAUUGCCUUCACAUUAUUUCACUUAGCCUCAGGCCAAAAUAUUGGUGGACGAUUCUGGAUUCAUUUUGAGUUUUAUGGUGAUAAGGUUGCUUCACACCUACUGGCCACAGGAACAGCAGCAAGUUUUGGGAUUAGUCCUGUAGUUAACUCUGAGGAUCAAACUUUUCUAAACAAAGGAUAUUUAGUUGCCAGUAUUCUUUUAAUUGCUUUUUUGUUUUCUGCUAUUUCCUCAAUUUUUUCUUCUUUAAGCCUCCACAAUAGGAGUUGAUUAUAUUUUCCAUUUAUUUAAUUAAUUAUGUGUAGGAGUACUUAGUUUGUUCCUAUGUUACUCAGACUUUUCGAUAUUGUUAUUGUAUUUUUGUCGGUUCCUCAAAAAAUAUAUUACUUUGAAGGAUCCAAUAUGUCGGGGAAGAUCUAGGUAAUUAGGUGUGGUUCCCGAGGGAACUGAAUAGCUUUUAUACCGAUAAUGUAUUUAUAUGGAGAAAUCUAUUAUAUAUAUUAAAAUUAUUUGUUGAAAA